AUGGCUAUAUUUGCCGUCCAUUUCAUCUACCGAUACCUCGUCGCUGCUCGCAAGAAGUUACUGCGUACUUUUCAAUCGAAAUCGAUUGUUUUCUGGAUGCUAAUUCCAGUUUUGAGCGGAAGUGCAUGGGGAUUCGCGUGCUACUUUCUUUGUGGAGUCACUGUCGCAAAGAGCAAAUACGUUAGGAACAAUGUCUUGGAAACUUAUGACCUGGAAAUUGAUGACAUGGAAUACGUGGGGCCGUAUUUCUAUCAAGCAGACGAUAAACUCGGAUAUAUAAUUGAUGUGGAUUCAUGUUUGGUUAUUGCAUUGACUUCAGCGAUCCUUGUAGGUAUCUCUUCAUUCUUUUGUUCAAUUUCUCAUUCUUUCAGGUCAUGUCACUAUCGACUGUUGGGUACUUCGGCUACAAAUGCUAUGCUGAAAUCAACAAACUCAUGGACCGUUCUUCCAAAUCGUCAGCCCGCAGUCGCAUUUUCCAACUGCAAUUGUUCUACGCUCUGGUCACGCAGACCCUCAUUCCUGUCAUUCUUAUGCAUAUUCCCGUCUUCUUCCUCUUCGUUUUCACAGUUCUCGACAUGGAUAUAGGAAUGCUCAGCGGCACUGUUACGAUUGCUAUUGCUCUGUUUCCCGCAAUAGAUCCUAUGCCCACUAUGUUAAUCAUCAAGAACUACAGAAGUGCACUCAUCGGUGAGACAGUUGCAACAACUCCGUACGCUUAAAUUUACAGGAGUGCUCACUUCUUGCUGUCGUCGUAAACCAAGAAUAACAAAAAGAGACACAUCCGCAUCGAUAAAUUCCAAGUUCUGA
Molecule: messenger RNA, 807 nt
Organism: Caenorhabditis sp. 36 PRJEB53466
Lineage: Eukaryota; Metazoa; Nematoda; Chromadorea; Rhabditida; Rhabditidae
Source: the annotation of a GenBank genome assembly